AUUAUAGAUGGAUAUGUUACUGUUGAAACUAUAGGCCUAUUAUUAAUAUUGUUGCUAAACUUAAUCGAACUUUUUAUCAUUACACAUUUAACAUACUCGCAGAAUACACGACGGUAGAGGUCAAAUGGCAAACAAAAGAAGAUCUAACGGAACCAUAAAUCUGAAAGCAUUGAUUUUCCCGCUGACAUAACAUCGAGGUCUAUUCUCGUAAUACUGGAAGUGCUGGAAAUAGCUCGCGAUUUAUUUAAUAAGAAGUAUAGCGAGAGCGGGCGUCGGGAGCGACAAUCAAUCGCGUAGUCGGAGCGGCUGAGUCGUGGGGCUACGCGCAUGCGCUCGCUGGGAAGCGAUCGAUGCGCCCGAGGGAACGCUCAGUGGUCGCGGAGCCGUCGCGCAGUCGAGUGCACAAUGCGUCCCCAGUGAGGCGGGAAACGAGCCAAGCUGUAUCUCCGCGAGUACGGUGCGGAGGAGGAGCGGCCGGCGUGCCGGGAGGAGUGGCGGCGCGGCGAGUGGACGGGCGCGCGCGGCCGGCUGCCCCAGGUGGACCGCAGCCCCUCACGCCGCAGCCCCUACCUCGCGCGCGAUGACGAGCCCUCGCCCGCGCCCGACGAGCGCGGCCGCUCCGCCUCGGCCGGCGCCCACCACCGCGCUCGUCCGCGUCCCCUGCGCUACCAGUCGCUCGAACGCGACUACGACCGCUCGUACGCGCCGCCUCCACCCCCCGAGGACGACUACUACCGCCGCGAGCCGCCCCCCCUCUUCCUCGGCGAGCUGCAGUCCCAGAACUCGGAUCUGCAACGGGAACUGGGCAACCUCAAGAAAGAACUCGAAUUGACCAACCAGAAGCUCGGCUCCAGCAUGCACAGCAUCAAGACCUUCUGGAGUCCCGAGCUCAAAAAAGAACGGGCACUGAGAAAGGAAGAGAGCGCCAAAUACAGCCUCAUUAAUGACCAGCUGAAACUGCUCAAUCAGGAGAAUCAGAAACAAGCGAUGCUGGUACGUCAACUGGAAGAAGAGCUGAGGAUGAGGAUAAGGCAGCCAGCUCCUGAACUCCAACAACAGCUGGAGGCACUGUACGCUGAGAACGAACACCUGCAGAGGGAGAUAGCGAUAUUAAGAGACACUAUUAAAGAAUUGGAACUGAGAAUCGAAACGCAGAAGCAAACGCUGCAAGCCAGAGACGAGAGCAUCAAAAAACUACUCGAAAUGCUCCAGAACAAAGGCAUGGGUAAAGAGGAAGAACGUCAGAUGUUCCAACAGAUGCAGGCGAUGGCCCAGAAGCAGGAGCUCAAGGCGACGGCGGACACGCUGCGGGCGCUGCAGGCCCAGCUGGAGCGCGCGCUGGCCGCGGCGGGCCUGCCGGGGGGCAGCGCAGGCGCCACGCUCACCGCCGUGCUCGAGACCAAGGAAGCGCGCAUCGCGACCCUCGAGCGGCAGGUCGCGUUGCUCGAGAGCGAGCUGGCCGCGCUCGUGUCGCCGCCGCCGCCCUCCUCCCACGCCUCGCUAUACGAUAAGGCCGACCCUCCCUUCAAGAGACAACUGGACGAAUUCCGGUUGGAGAUACAGAGACGGGACCAGGAGAUCCUGGCGAUGGCCGCGAAGAUGAAGGCUCUGGAGGAACAGCAUCAGGAUUACCAGCGCCACAUUGCGGUUCUCAAGGAAUCGCUAUGUGCUAAAGAGGAGCACUAUAGUAUGCUUCAGACAGACGUGGAAGAAUUGAAAGCAAGACUGGAUGAGAAGAGUAGAAUGGUCGAGAAGAAAACCGCCGCGACUCUGGCCGCGGCUCAUGAGCUGGCCGAACUGAGAGACCAUUCCGAAAUCAAGGACCGAAAGAUCAACGUGCUCCAACGAAAGAUUGAGAAUCUAGAAGAUCUACUGAAGGAAAAAGAUAACCAAGUUGACAUGGCCAGAGCUAGAUUGAAUGCAAUGCAAGCGCACCACUGUUCUUCCGAAGGAGCACUAUCUUCCCUCGAAGAAGUUAUAGGAGACAAAGAAAAACAGAUUCAACAACUCAGAGAGCAGAGAGACAGAGCCGAACAUGAGAAGAACGAAGAGAGGGAACUCCACGAAAGAGAAAUAGCGGAAUACAAAAUGAAACUGCACGCUUUAGAGAGCGAAGUAGAAAAGCUCGGCGCAAGACUAGAAAGAGCUCAGGCGGAAAAAGAUAGACUUGAAGCUAAGCUGGAAAGCUCACAAUCUGAACUUGGCAAAUCUAAAGCUGAGUUAGAUAAAGCUGCAAGCGAAGUGGGACGUUCUGGUGCGGAUUGGGAAGCUGCUAAGCAACGUCUGGCAAGGCUCGAACUGGAAAAUGAAAGACUCAAACAUGAAUUGGAAAGGUCUCAAACAACUUUCGGAAGAAGUACCCUAUCUACUUCUCAAGAACUUGAUCGGAUGCAGGAAAAAGCUGAUAAAACAUCAGCAGAAUUGAGACGUACUCUGGCCGAGUUGAGAGUGACUCAGGCUGAUGCCGAAAGAGCUAGAUCUGAGGCUAGUGGCUUGCAAGACAAAUUGGAAAAAUCGCAGGGCGAAGUGUACCGUUUGAAGGCGAAGUUGGAAAAUGCACAAACUGAACAGGAUAGUCUGAAAGAGGAAUACGACCGCCUCCAAUCUUCGAUCAGCCGUCUCCAUUCAGAAAGAGAUAAGGCUAUAGCAGAACUAGACAAAGCAAGAGAAGAACUUGAACGUACUCAAGCUACACUUGGCAAAGCACAACUCCAACAAGACAAGCUGCAAGCUUCUCUAGACACAGCUCACUCUGAGAUCGACAAGCUACAGGAGAAACUCGAUAAAUCUGCUGUUGAAGUUAGAAAACUUCAAGUGGAUAGAGAGAAACAGGCGUACGAUUUCGAGUCCCUGCAGUCACAGUUGGACAAAGCACUGGGUCAAGCGGCCAGACUUCAGAAGGAGCGGGACACGGCACAGCUUGACGCGGACAGAUUCCGCGAUAAGAAUGAAAAAGCUCAGAACUUAGUCACUCGUAUACAAAAGGAGAGGGAUACAGCAUUGGCGGAGGCUGCCAGUUGCCGAGAAAGGGCUGAAGCCGCAGCGGCUGCCGCGAACAGGGCCGCCAGGGACAGAGAUAGCGCUGUCACCGAACUGGACGUCCUCAGAGAACGAUGGGAGAAAGCGCAUCAGCAACAUCAAAAAUUGACGAUGGAACGAGAUGAUGCUCUAACAGAACUCGAGAUAUUGAAAGAGAAACUGGACAAAGCUCUUUACUCCACACAAAAGACGAUUGAAGAGAAAGAAACAGCGCACAAGGAAUAUGAGAAAAUGCUUGAGAAAUACGAUAGGUCGCAGAACGAAAUAUAUAGACUGCAAAACAAGAUCGAGAUUUUGGAGGCGGAUAAGGACAGACUAGAAUUGGAGUUAGAGAAACAAGCACAUUUGUCGACAAAGUCCAGAGAUGACCAGAGGAAACUACAAGAUGAAUUAUCGAGAUUACAGGAAAUGUACGACAGAGCAUCGUUGCAGCUGGGUAGAACCAAAGAAUUCGAAGAAAAGGCCAAGGAAGAUAUGGACAGGAUGAGCGUUGACAUAGAAAUGGUCAGGGAACGAUAUGAAAAGGGUCAAAUUGAACUGCGGAGAGUCCAAGCGGAAAAAGAAAAACUACUGGCAGAUAGCGAACGAUUACAAUUUGAAUACGACAGAGCGAUGACUCAAUGCGGUAAAGCACAGGCUUCCAAUGAAAAAACUCAAGAAGAGAUGGCCAGAGUACAGAUAGAGCUGGAGAAAAUGUAUGACAAACAUGACAAGGUUUCUUCAGAAUUAAGAAGAGUGCAAGCUGAAUUGGACAAAGUCAAGCAAGAUGCAAGCGGAGCCAGAGAAGAAGCAGAAAGAUACGCCGCUCGGUACGGAAAAUAUCAUGACGCAAAAGAGGAACACGAGAGAACAAAAAUUGAAGUAGAACGGCUGCGGACACGUCUAGAGAAGACAACGAUAGACCUGGAGCGAGCCCGCAAGGCUGAAGAGGAAGUAUCCCGGUUACGUUCGGAACUCGAACGCGUCGAAGGUCUCCGAGGUAAAUACCAAUUCGAACAGGAUAAGUGGACCAAUGAAUUAAACAGAAUGCAGGCGGAAAUCGACAAACAUCGUGAGAGAUACGACGCGGCACAAGCUGAUGUUCAAAAACUACAGGCCGAGAAGGAACAAGCUGAAACCAAACUACACGAAAUGAACAUACAACUGGAACUAUCCAAGAGCGAAGUCGUAAAAUUGAGUGGAGCGUUAGAGAAACAGCGAACAGACUUGGAGCGCGCUCACAUUGAGUGCGAAAAGUUCAGGGAUCGGUGUGAGAAAUUGAAAUUACGUUCAGACCAACUAGAUAAAGAUAACGAAAGACUAAAAGGCGAGUUACAACAGAUCGAAAGGAUGAAACUUCAGGCGGUCGCUGGCGAUAAGGCAAGAACCGAAGAUAGACUUGAAAUCGAGAGGCUUCGUGAUAAGUUGGAAAAAGCAAUUCAAGCUCGUGACUCUACUGAAAUGGAGGCAGGACGCUUAGCAAAGGAACUCGAAAAGUCUCAGAUGCAUCUCGCUAAAUAUCAAGAAACUAACGAAACAACUCGCGUUGAAUAUGAUAGGAUGACGAAUGAACUGGGAAGAAUGCAUGAACGACUUGAAAGAACGAUCUUAGAAAUGAGACAAAUCGAACAGGAACGCGAUGCGCUGAGAGUAGAGAUACAGAACACAAGACGUAACAUUGAACAGCAACAGAGAACUUUGGACCACAGAACUCAAGAGACGCUUGUUAAACUCCAACAAGAAUUGGCUCAGUCGGUUCGAGACAGAGAAAAGAUGGCAUCCAUUUUGGAACAGAGAGAUAAACAAGCCGACGCUAUCGAAAAGCAGAUCGUUAAAUUGGAGGCCGAUACAAAGCAAUUGACAAUAGAACGAGACCAAUUAGUGGCACAAUUAGAAAAAUCUCAAGACAUGCUCGUAAACUUCCAGAGAGAACUCAAUGCUUCCGAAGCCGAACUACAGAAACAGCGAGAUGAAGUACGCAGAUUGAAAGAAGAACAGAGGAAACUAGCUCAAGAUUCAGAACGUGGAGCAAAAUCGGUUAUAGAAAAUCGCGAGAGAGAGAUAGGAAGACUGCAGCAGCAACUUCAAGGUCUCACGAAAGAAAGAGACACAAUUAAGCAGCGUGCAGAGAAAGCCGAAAAAGAAGCACAGAAAGCUGGAGAGAUCGAUAAAUGGCGAGCUGCCGUCGAAGCGGAGAAGUCCAAGGCGAUCGCUGCAGAAAAAGCCUUAUCUGAAUGUCAACAGCGCUUGCAAUCUUUGGAGAAACAAUUCCAGGCGCAGCAUCAACAGUUACAGCAGCUACAAGCACGCGGACCGUCUGACGUGCGCGAGGUCCAAAAGCAGCUCGAAGCUGCUCAAGCCGAGGCUCGCGCCCUCGCCACUGAGAGGGAGCGAUGCCAGUCGCAGCUCGAGAUGCUCGUUCAGGAAUUGGAGAAGAGCCAGCUCGAUCUCCGCGAAGCGAACAAGAAACUCCAAACAGCUGGUGCUCAGAGCGCGAAGGCUGGCGAAGACGCAGCCCUAGCUAAGAAGCAGAUACAAGAUGAAUUCAAAAAGUUAGAUGACGCAAGAAAACAUUUCGAAGAACAAAGAAGAGCGUGGGAGAACAAACGGAAAGACGUGGAGGAGAAAGAGAAGUCACUUAUGGAAUUGGAUCGACAGUUAAAGAAGAGAAAAGAGCAAAUGGACCAAAUGGAAGCUUCAUUGAGGAAGGCUGGCGGCAGCACGGCCGCGGUAUCAGAGCUGAAUCGCAAGCUGACAGACUCUCAGAAAGAUGCGGAACAACUGAAGCAACAAUUGGAUCAGACUAAAGACGAAGCGAAACGGUUGACAACUGAAACGGAACGGCUUCUGCAGCUGGUCCAGAUGUCACAGGAGGAACAAGCACAGAAGGAAAAGCAAAUUAUGGAUUUGCAACAAUCCGUAAGAAACCUCCAAGCCAAAUUAAAAAGUCAGCAGCAAGCACAAGCACAAAGAGAAGAGGACCUGAAUAGAGCGAGACAAAGCGAAAUAGCGGCUAUUGAGGAUUUAACAAAGACGUUGUCAGAGAAAGAUCGCUUAAAAUCAAAAUUAGAAGAAAGUAAAAUGAAGAUAAUAGAUCUAGAGAUAGAACUGAACGAAUCGUCUCUAAUACUCUCGGAAGUAUUGAAAAUAUCCGAUAGCCAGGAGCUAACGAAUAUAAAGAGGAGCAAAAGCUUUUUCGAAUUGCAAAAGAGCGGUAAGGUAGUGGAUAGGUUAGAUAAAGGGAAGUUCAGUAGGAGUGACAAUGCAUUAGACGCUAUUUAUUACGGUAAGAAUGCAAAAAACGAAUCUCCCAACAUAAGUAAGCUAAUGAGGAAAGUCACUAAUUUAACUAAAGAGAUAGCCAUGAAGAAUUCCAAAAUAAUCGAACAGCAGAGAUGCAUAUCUAUAUUAGAAGAAGCGUUAAGAGAAAAUAAUAAUAUAGCUGAAUUCGAGCAACUGCUGGCCGUGGUCAGGAGUAAGGACGAGAGGAUUAAUGAAUUAGAACAGUUCGUCAAUGAAAACUGUGGGACCCAAACGACCGGUAGCAAAGACAAUAGGAUAUUAGAACUUGAAGAGGCUCUGAAGGAAUCCUUUAUGGUGGCGGCGGAGAGAGAAAAAGUAUUUUAUAACGAAGAACAGCGACGAAUCGAGACUAUAAACAAGAUGAAGAAAAUGGAGCAGAGGAUACUGUCGUUACAAAACGCUUCGGCGCUGAGUUGUGAGACGUGCAGUUCCGUGUUGAAGCGGAUGAAGCGUCUAGAAGAUUCUUUGGAGGAUUGUCAGAAGAAAAGGGAUAAUGCAUUAAGACAGUUGGCACAUGUAAUCCAAGAGAUCCUGGAGGCAACGAUCAGCGAAAAGGACUCUCAUAUAGCAGAACUUGAGAUGAAAGGGGUGCUGGACGAGAACGAGACGAAGCUAUACGACUCGCUGAAGAGUGAAAGGGACAGGCUGCUCAAUCGACUUAAGAUAGAGAAUGAAAGGAUCGUUGAUAUUGAACGCGACCUGUACCAGGCGAUCAUGAGAGCUGAGGAGUGCGGGUCCGUACCGGUCGGCCUCACGCUGGCAGACGACCUCAUAGGCAUCGACGAAGACAAUGUAAUUGUCUGGGUAACUACGUCAGGAGGGAGAGGACAUCCCGGGAACGUUACUGUGACUACGGAUAAAGCUAAGUCGAAAACCUAAAAAUGUUUUUGUGGUCUUAGCGUCAUUAUAGCACGACCCAUAGCCCAUCCGCUACCUUGCCAUCGCUUAUCACUAAUGCAUAUUUAAAAAAAAAAAAAACAAAAAAAAAAACAUCCACACACCCAAAAAUCGUUUUCGCGCCACAAAGUGUAAAUAACCUCUUUUCGUUUAUAAUUUUUUUUUCCUUUUUUUUUACGACAACGUCAUGUCAUUAUUUAAUUACGGAUAUAGACUUUAUAUUUGAUUAGAUACGUGAUUAUUACAUAUAUUUUAAACUGUAUUUUAUUAUGUCAUAUAUUUUAUUAGGUUAUGUUAGUUGUGAAUGAAAAUAAACAAUUCUAAGAAUACGGUUCUGUUUUAAAUAUAGAUUUAUGAUUGUGUUUGAUUGCGCUGUAUGUAAUAAUGAUUAUAAUCGUUACCAUAAUACAAAUUGAGAAUAACCUAUGUUGUAUUUUAUAAGUUUGUUAUAAUCCUAUUAAAUAUUUGUUACAGUUGUGAAAUAAUAAAUAUAAUGAUUUGUUAUACUAAUUUUUAAAUUUACGAAGCCCACAUAUAAAUUCGAUUAUCAAACUAAAUCUGACAGUGUUGGCUUUAGCGACGCUUUUACCGACGAACUUAAGUUAUUGGGAAUAUUAAUUUAUUUUAAUAAUAAUAAUAAUAAAACAUAUCAUGCACAAAUGAGUUGUUUCAAAGUUUACAUCAUAUCAUUACUGUAUUAAUGUUAUUUAGCGGAAUUAAAAUAAAAAAAUAUUUUGUUUUCAAAGAUCAAAAGAUAAUUCAAUUUAUUUGUUGUAUUUUAUUAGUGCACAAUAAAGAUAUAAUUUGCACUCUUUCAUUUUUGACUUUUAAGGAAAUAUUGUGAGAAUUUAAUAAUAUUUGUUUCUUUUGUUUAACAAAACCUAUUGUUCUAAACUCAUUAUUACUGAAAUAUUAGACGUAUUGUGCACUAUAUAUAUUUAUCAAGUAAACACCUUUAAGACACAUUGUGAAUCAUAGGAUAAAUUAUUGAGUGAUUAUUUUUUGUGAAAAUUAACGCUUAAAUGUCAAAAGCACUGCCUUAUUUUAACAAAUAAGAUUUCGAAUUUGAAAAGAGCAUGCCUAGUUUGCUUAGCAGGUUAGCACUUCACUCCCUUCGGCUGUUCGUGUGUGAAAUGUGAGAAAAGUAUCGAGAAAACGUGACGUCACUUCCGAAAAUGGCAGCUAUUUUUUUUUAAAACUAUAAUACCUACCCACAGAACUGUAUAUAAAGAAAGUCUGAACUUUUUUAUUUCAUAACGUUUUGCAUUUUACAAAACAGUAUUGUACUUUUAUAUAAAAAAAAUAUAUAUUUAGCGAUCAUGUGAAUCCAAUUUGUAAAUUUAUUAAAUAAAUUAUUAAAUUUUAUAAACGAUAUAACUUUAACCAGAGAUUCUCGUUUUCAAGACACCAACAUAGUGAAUUAAGAAAUUUUAAAAUAAAACCACAUGUUUACAACAGAAAUAUUGAUUUUUAUAAAUUUAUAAAUUGAAUUUGAAAUCGCUAUAUGAAAUAAAAAAAAUUACAUCGAGGGUAAAAUAUUUCAGUUUUAAAUGCGCCCGUACUAUUUUGAUUUGAGUAACAGAAUCUUUUUAUUAUAAACAUCUUUUAAAAAACAUGUAUACCUACUUAAAAUUUCAAAAAAGUUAUCCGAAACAUUUUCUAUUUUACCUCUAUUUCUGCAUUUGUUAUUAGAGCGAUAUUAAAAAAAAAAACAUUUUUACGGUUUAAUUAAACUAAUAACAAAAUAGCUACAAAAAUACUUCGUCGCCAUCUUGAAGGAACUACGUCAUAUCACUGCCAACAUUGAGACCGAUGCACUAACCUUGAACCCGGAGAAUGUUUUUUUUUUCUUUUCCAAAAUAAAAUUCUAUUAUGGAAAAGAAUUAGAAGUAAAUUCGUAGGUACUACACGAAACUAAGUUAAUCGUCUACAGCUUGUGUGUAGUUUGUUUGUAUUUUAGAAAAGUAUAAAUAAUAGGGGAAACUUCUAAUUUGUAUAACCAACUGAAUUAAACCUAAAUCCCGUAGACAUAGCCAGAGAGAAAUAUAGGUUAUCCGAAACCGAUCUGUCUCUAAAAGUAUACUUUUAAUUUAAGAUGAAAUAUAAUUAUACUUUUCGUUCACUCAUAACACAAAAAGAAUUAGGUUUUAAUUUAAUGUUUAAUUACGAAUCUAUUUAUGACAAUGUUGUAUUCUCUCGACAAUUGUAACAUCGCAGAUUGUGGGUGACAGUGAAUCAGAAAUUUAGAUUUAAACGCUCUGGCAUUUUAGUUUACAAAUAACCUUAGAUGAAUGAACGUUUUCAAGUUUAUACCAAUAUCGGAAACUUUCAAAAUCAUUCAGAUUAAUCAUCUGAACACAUAUGAGCACAAUACAUUAACCUCACUACUUUCUUGGAAUCAUUAAUGACAAGAUUGACAAGUAAUAAUGACAAAUUUGAAUGAAUAUUACCAAGGGAAUUAAAAAACACCACAAUAAAACUUGCACGGUGUUUUGUCUCUUUCGAUCGUGCAUGAAACUAGCUGUCAACGAAAGAGACAACGCUUUUAUGCCACGUUUAUUGGUAAAUUUUUUUUUGCUGCCCAUUAAACGUGUCAAGAAAUAAAGAUUUUGACUUUCAAACGCGUUCAAAACAAAAUUUGAAGAUUUUGAGCUUGAAAAUAUAAUACAAAAAUAUAAAUAUAAUACUAAAUAAUGAAAAUUGAUAAUACUUUUGCUUGUGUUGGAAAUAUAGGUAUUUUAUACCUUCCGCAACCAUGCAGCCUAAUCUGCCGCUUAAAAAUAAUCUCUUUUUUACUUUCCAAAUCAGCUGGUAUAUAAAUUACAAGACGCUUUAGAUACAAAAAUGAAAAUGCCGGAACUUUUGAAUCUGUGUUCAACAUUAUCUCAUUGAAUCCUUCCACCAUCUGUAACAUCGUUUCAAAUAUGAAUAUUUGUGUAUUUAUUGCAGCUACAAGCAAUAUAUUCGUUUAAAUGUUAACUGAAAGGUUCUUAACACAGAAAAUUUUCUGAUAGGUACAAAUUAAAUUCAUUGGUAGCCCUGUCCAGCAAUGCAUGCCUUAAUGCCUUUGCAUUUAUAUUUUUUAAAUAACAAAGCGUUCACGAAUGCUCACUUUUGGCGGCCUGCUACCUAUAGACAUUGAUAAUAGCAUGUUCAGUUUAUCAUUACCUCAAAGCAAACCUAUGUAUAGUAAUGCUUUGAUUGAAUUUUCUAUGUUAAGACCGUAUACUUAUUUAGUCGAAAUAACAAUAAUUAAAAAUGGUAUUAUAUUAAAAUAUAAACUUAGUUACAUACUUGUUACGUAUUGUAAGCUGUGGGAUCGUAUUGUUUCACAUGUAACGGACGCUGAAUAAAAAAAAUACAUGUUCUUUGAAUAUAAUAUCUUCAUAUACGGA
Messenger RNA from Bombyx mori (domestic silkworm), 10613 nucleotides. Its product is annotated as early endosome antigen 1. Gene Ontology annotation, cellular component: cytoskeleton of presynaptic active zone. Gene Ontology annotation, biological process: neuromuscular synaptic transmission; regulation of synaptic plasticity; maintenance of presynaptic active zone structure. Bases 856 to 7200 code for a protein of 2114 amino acids. The record is from RefSeq and is a predicted model, not a curated record. Gene Ontology annotation, molecular function: structural constituent of presynaptic active zone. The transcript is spliced from 21 exons. NCBI's taxonomy places the organism in Eukaryota, Metazoa, Arthropoda, Insecta, Lepidoptera, Bombycidae.